Messenger RNA from Sorghum bicolor (sorghum), 1132 nucleotides. RefSeq names its product ribosomal RNA processing protein 36 homolog. Lineage: Eukaryota; Viridiplantae; Streptophyta; Magnoliopsida; Poales; Poaceae. Gene Ontology annotation, biological process: maturation of SSU-rRNA from tricistronic rRNA transcript (SSU-rRNA, 5.8S rRNA, LSU-rRNA). Gene Ontology annotation, cellular component: nucleolus; 90S preribosome. The transcript has 9 exons. The record is from RefSeq and is a predicted model, not a curated record. Bases 100 to 924 code for a protein of 274 amino acids.
UUCCGUAACCCUGCUCGCACAGUCGCACUCGCACACCAACGCUCGAAGCAAAGCCUCGCCGCCGCCGCCAGGCCCGCCACAGCCACAGCUACCGCAGCCAUGAGAGGCGACAACCGCCGCCGGACGGGAGCCUCCAUCGCCUCGACGUCUAGCAAGCGCGACCUUCAAGAAGAGUCCGCCAGCGCCUCCGACGAAUCGGGCGACGACGAGGAGGUCCCCACGUCGUCGGCGUCGGAGUCGGAGUCCGAGAGCGACAGCGAGGAUGCGGAGCGGGAGCUGGAGCGCGCGCUCGCGGACGUGCCCUUCGGAGAGCUGCAGCGCGCGAGGGCCGACGGGUCGCUGGCGCGGGCCACCUCUGCGGCCAAAGCAGCCGCGGAGAAGAAGGCUCGCAGGGCUAGCAAGAAGAGGCCCAUGGAGAUAAGCACGAAAGUGCGGCCACCGAAAUUGAGGGAGGUGAUACAGGUUCCCAAGAAGGUUGGAAGAGAUCCAAGAUUUGAGCCUAUGUAUGGAUCUGUUGACAAAGAAAGGUUCAGGAAAAGAUACAAUUUCUUAUUUGAUGAAGAUUUUCCUUCUGAAAAAGAUAGACUUCAAAAAAUGAUUAAGAAAUCUAAGGACCCAAAUGCCAUUGAAGAAAUGAAGAGUCGUGUCACGUGGAUUGAUAAGCAGUUGAAGUCUCAUCCUCAAAAGAAUAUUGAAUCAGAAAUCUUGCGUGAGCAUAUCAAGAAAGAGAGGGAAGCAGCAAAGUCCGGGAAACGACCAUACUAUCUGAAGAAAUCUGAACUUCGCGAAAGGAAGCUGAUGAACAAGUACAAUGAGCUUAAGGAGGCAGGAAAGCUUGAUGCCUUCAUCGAGAGGCGGCGUAGGAAGAAUGCUUCCAAAGAUCAUCGGUACAUGCCAUACCGACGGAAUGGAGAUGAUGCAUAAUAUAAUAUUUUCUUGAUCCUCGAGGCGAAAGGAUCUUCUUAAGAUGGUCUUUUCAUGGUGGCUGGACACUGCACAGUCUUCCUCUGUUACUUUGUUGCCCUAACCGUACAUUCGUCAGCUCUGUCCACAAUCUACGUUGGGCUUAGUAACAAGUUUUUGCUAAAUUUAAUUAUGGAUAUAUAUAUUUUUGUUUUGCACAACACUAUCA